AGGUAAGUAGACAACAAGCCCACUCGCUACAGGAUGGUGUUCACAGCACAUAGCUGCCUAUGUACGGAGUACCUAGCGUGCUGAUGUUAGCUGUGGUGGGGGGUGUCGAUGGCAGGCGGUGUGCCCGCUGUCCCUGCAAAUCAGUGGCAGAAUUUGGAUUUUUCUAAAAAGUCUAGAGAGCUACCAGGACAUCGACCGCCAACGAUCAGUAAGUAAGUAAUACAAGCAACGUCAAAAUGGCCCCCGAACUUCGUGCGAGAAAACCUUCAGCCUCCGCCCAAAAGACUCCGAUCAAGUCCAAGGGUGCCGCUCCAGUAAAGCGAAAGGCCGCCGAAGAUGCAAGUCCCGUGGCUGUGAAGAAGACGAAACCUCUGAAGGGACCGGCGACGUCCAAGGCAAAGAAAGAGAAGCCCGUGGUACCCGUGGAACCUGUUGUAGACGACGAGGAACAGCCAUCCUCUGACGACGACGAGGAAGACAACGACCAGGCUCUAGUACUGGCAGGUGUUUCGGACGAAGAAGACGAUGCCGAAGUUGACGAGAGCGCUGCAUUCAAGGAGGGCCAGGAUGUAGGCAAAGCCCCUGUGCCUUCAAAGGCGCUCGAAAAGGCAGGCAAGUCUGGCAAAGGUGGAAGCAAGGUCAAGGCUGUUGUCUACAUCGGUCGCAUCCCCCACGGUUUCUACGAGCGGCAAAUGCAGGAGUAUUUCGGUCAGUUCGGCGACAUCUCAAGGUUACGGCUGUCGAGGAAUAAGAAGACCGGCCAAAGCAAGCAUUUUGCCUUUGUCGAGUUUGCGGACGAGACGACGGCCGAGUAUGUGGUCAAGUCGAUGAACAACUACUUGCUUUUCGGCCACCUUCUCAAGUGCAGGACCGUGCCAGAGUCGCAAAUUCACGAUGAUCUAUUCAAGGGAGCUGGCAAGCGAUACAAGGCCAUUCCCAGCAACAAGAUUGAGGGCAACAAGCUGAAGAAGCCACUAUCCGAGGGCAAGUGGGCAUCCAAGAUCGAGAAGGAGAACAAGAAGCGGGCCGAGAAGGCUGAGAAGCUCAAGGCUUUAGGCUACGAGUUUGAGGCGCCUGAGUUGAAGGAAGCCGUCGCACCUACGGCUGGAGCACUGGAAGACGCCCAGGAGGAAGCACCCAAGGCCGUUGAGGCUGCCCCUCAAGUCGCAGAAUCAGAGGCUGUCGCUGAGACAGCAGAUGGCGAGCAGGCCACCACGUCCGGCACGCCGAGCAAGCAGAACGGAUCAAAGGCUGGCAAGAAGGCCAAAAAGCCCGCAAAGGCGAAGAAGGCAAAGGCUUGAGUUUACUGAAGAGGCGCAAAAGGGCGUUACGAUAAGCAAUUUAUACCACGUUCCCGUGAUAAUAUCUAGAGCAACGAUUGGCAGGUGUGUCUGGCGCAGCAUAUUUCAGGAAAAGCAUUUCCAGAGCAACAAUUCCACAACCGUGACGAGAUGUAUGUUUGCACUAAAGCGAAUCUUCUGCACUCAUUAAGGGCAAAGCCGAGCAGCAGUAGUAUUAUUAAAAGGCAAUAAUUGGUCUACUUCGGCCAGGUUGUAUGAGACUGCCUAGUUAAUUGCACGUGGUUGUGCAGGCAGUUUCAAAAAAUUUGCUGGCGAAGGGUGAAAUAUGUGAGGAAGAAAGGAAAAAAAAAAUCCCAAGAGGCUUGAAGUUUGCGAUAUUCUAGUCUAGACAAGAGCCCCCCCCUCCCCCACC
Molecule: messenger RNA, 1713 nt
Organism: Truncatella angustata
Lineage: Eukaryota; Fungi; Ascomycota; Sordariomycetes; Amphisphaeriales; Sporocadaceae
Exons: 4
Coding region: 237-1301 (354 amino acids)
Biological process (GO): maturation of LSU-rRNA from tricistronic rRNA transcript (SSU-rRNA, 5.8S rRNA, LSU-rRNA)
Cellular component (GO): nucleolus
Molecular function (GO): RNA binding
Source: RefSeq, a predicted model, not a curated record